AUGCAACAACCUCCUGGUUUUAAAGACAGUAACUAUCCAUCGCAUGUUUGGAAGUUGAAUAAAGCUGUCUAUGGGCUGAAGCAGGCUCCAAGAGCAUGGUUUGACAAAUUCAGCUCCUUUCUUUUGAAGUUUGGCUUCGAGUGCAGCUUCAAGGAUCCAUCUCUGUUUGUUUACCUCAAGAACAAUGACAUCAUCAUCCUAUUACUCUAUGUUGAUGAUAUGGCUCUUACUGGAAACAAUCCACAGCUGAUUAAUGCGUUACUACAAUCGAUGAAUGAUGAGUUCCGUAUGAAAUACCUUGGAAGAUUAAGCUACUUUCUUGGUCUACAGGCACACUAUAACACCGAUGGGAUGUUUCUAAAUCAACAUAAAUAUGCAGAGGAACUGCUUUUGGCAGCACGCAUGACAGACUGUGCUCCUGCUUCCACACCGUUACCUCUCGAGCUUCAAAAGGUCAAAGGACAGGAUGACCUCUUUGAUCAACCUACUCAUUUUUGCAGUCUGGCUGGUAAGCUCCAGUACCUUACUCUUACACGACCGGAUAUUCAAUUUGCAUUAAAUCUUGUCUGUCAACGUAUGCACGCACCUAUUGUUGCUGACUUCACUCUGCUCAAGCGUAUAAUCCGAUAUAUCAAAGGCACUAUUGACUAUGGUGUCUCCUUCUCCAAGAAUGUAGAUUUCACAUUAAGAGCUUACAGUGAUAGUGACUAUGCGGGUUGUUAA
Molecule: messenger RNA, 723 nt
Organism: Camelina sativa (false flax)
Lineage: Eukaryota; Viridiplantae; Streptophyta; Magnoliopsida; Brassicales; Brassicaceae
Source: RefSeq, a predicted model, not a curated record